This is a messenger RNA of Penicillium alfredii, 954 nucleotides long. RefSeq lists its product as uncharacterized. The record is from RefSeq and is a predicted model, not a curated record. NCBI's taxonomy places the organism in Eukaryota, Fungi, Ascomycota, Eurotiomycetes, Eurotiales, Aspergillaceae. The transcript has a single exon. Bases 1 to 954 code for a protein of 317 amino acids.
AUGCUUUAUGACCUCUUUAUCAGUGGCUACUUCCAGUACAAGUCAGAUACCAAUACGGUGGCACCAUGGCUGGCAGCAACUGCGAAGGAAUGUGACUGCACCCCAGACCUUCAGUGUGGAACUGACGAACAGAAAAAGCCACCAUCCUCCACACGACUCAAAGUCAAAGCCAGAAAGAUCUUUCGGGAAACUCAAGCCAGAACCAACCCAAAGCCUACUGUGGAGUUGCCGCCCAAAGAGCACAAGUACAUUAUCGCCGUGAAAGACUUCGCCAGCUUGGCAGAAUACAUCGUCGAACACACUAAGAACCCUUUUGAAGUCCCAGAGAGCUUUUCAACUGCGCUCGACGGCGCAAUCUCUCUUCGACAAAGCCUGAACAAUCAAUUUUCUACCUCCACAAUCCAGAGUUCUCAAGAUGGUCAUGGGUAUUCCAUUGGAAUACUGGAGCAUGUGAGAAGGGUUCUAUGCCCACUUAUGCCUAUGCCAAGCGAGCGAGCAGGUAAUCACUUUAGUUGUUCCUAUGGAACGCCAGAAGAGCGACUGGCCAACAAGUUCAAUCUGCUUGGAAUUCAGGAACCAGAAGAGGAAUUUCUCCAAACAUCUGAUGCCGCCAAAGCCAGCCACGCAGUACCUGAGACUGACUACGAGGCCGAACUACUUCGUGAUGCUGAUGAAGCACGGUUCGCCUUCCACCUUCUGCUUCAAGAUGCCAACAAGCUCCGCAAUGUCAUUUUCGAGACAUGGGUAGGCUAUCGACUAGGGAUAUUUGAUUUAGUCUCGGCAUCUCUCACCACAAACACGGCAAUUGAUCUUGUGAGGGGGAUUGAAGAAGAGAUAACCCCAUCCUUGAGGAAUGUGGCUGAUCCGAAAUGCUUCUUCGGUGUUUCUUUUUCUCUCGGUGUAAGUGGAAAGGGAAGGCUGAAGACUUCAGAGGAGGACCAGGUGAUGCGAUAA